Eutrema salsugineum is the source of this 1822-nucleotide messenger RNA. RefSeq lists its product as uncharacterized. Gene Ontology annotation, cellular component: nucleus. The record is from RefSeq and is a predicted model, not a curated record. The transcript has 12 exons. Gene Ontology annotation, biological process: peptidyl-lysine monomethylation. Gene Ontology annotation, molecular function: protein binding; protein-lysine N-methyltransferase activity. Lineage: Eukaryota; Viridiplantae; Streptophyta; Magnoliopsida; Brassicales; Brassicaceae. Bases 83 to 1657 code for a protein of 524 amino acids.
ACCAAACAGAGGGUUUCUCGUUAGCUGAGUUUUCUAAACCCUCUUUCUUCUUCUUCUUCCUCGAUUUCUCGGCUCUUCGUCAAUGGUGGGUGCUUUAUAUAUCAUGUCAGAGACUGGUGAUUUAUGUCUAGAGCUGUUCCAAAAUGAUCCUUUUUAUCAAGAAAAAAAGAAGCUCUUGAAUUGCAAAGGUUUAGGCGUAAAGGAAACAUUGAGUCAAGAGUUGUUGAAUACUUCUUUCGAAAAGUUGCUUCAGUUUGCAAGAAUACCUAACCUCGAUAAGGUAGAAGUUUAUUUCGGCGACGAUGCCUGCAAUUCAGAAGGAAUUUACAGUGUUAGAAAUGAAAUCUCAGCUCUCAGCUGGAUCCUUUCACUCAUACCAGCACAACUCGAGGCUCUACGAGAAGCUGUAACGAGUAGAAUCAGUGAGGUUGUUGGAUCGGAGAAAGAGGAAGCUAGAGUUGAUGAUAGGUAUGGUUGCGAAAAGGAAAGCAGAUUGUUAGAAUGGGGUCAGAACAAUGGUGUCAAAUCCAAAUUGCAGAUAGCUCAGAUCGAUGGUUAUGGAAGAGGAGCUGUAGCUAGCCAAGACUUGAGAUUUGGUGAUGUUGCUUUAGAGAUACCAAUCUCAAGUAUCAUCUCUGAGGAGUAUGUGUACAACUCUGACAUGUACCCAAUACUGGAGAAGAUAGAUGGGAUGACAUCUGAGACAAUGCUGCUCUUAUGGACUAUGAGGGAGAGGCAUAACCAGGACUCGAAAUUCAAACCAUACUUUGACUCUCUGCAGGAGCAUUUUCGUACCGGUUUGAGUUUUGGGGUUGAUGGAAUCAUGGUUCUUCAUGGUACAUUGCUUUUAGAUGAAAUAAUGCAAGCUAAAGAGCUUUUGCGUGAGAGGUAUGAUGAACUGAUUCAUCAUCUAUCGAACCACCGGGACAUAUUUCCACCUGAGCUCUAUACUUGGGAACAUUACUUGUGGGCUUGUGAGUUGUAUUACUCCAACAGCAUGCAAAUCAAAUUCCCUGAUGGAAAGUUGAAGACUUGUUUGAUUCCUGUCGCUGGUUUUCUCAACCAUUCGAUAUAUCCACACAUUGUCAAAUAUGGAAAAGUAGAUUCCGAAACAAGUUCAUUGAAGUUCCCACUCUCAAGACCUUGCAAGAAAGGGGAGCAAUGUUAUCUUAGCUAUGGAAACUACUCUAGCUCGCAUCUGUUAACGUUUUACGGGUUUUUACCAAAAAGAGAUAACCCUUAUGAUAUCAUUCCCUUAGAUGUUGAUGAAGACAUCGAGAACGAGUUUUCUAGGACAAGUCACAUGUUACGCGGGACUUGGCUCUCGAGGAACCACAACAUCUUCCAUUACGGCUUGCCUACUCCAUUGUUGAACUACUUGCGGAGAGCGCAUGGUCUUGUUCAUCAUUCCGAAAUAGAUCUAUGGAAGAACUUGGAAGUAGAAAUGGGAGUACUCGAGAGUCUAAGAUCAACAUUCGACGACAUGAUGGAAAAUCUUAAAGAUGUGGAUACUAUCGACAGAGCAAACGCGGAUUGGGAUGUGAAAAUGGCGAUGGAGUUCAAAGAGCGGCAGAGAAAGAUUGUCUCUUCCAUUCUUGAUUCAUGUUCUGCUGGUAUCAAGCUGGUUCAAGAGGCAAUAGCUAAACAAUCGGUUUAGCCAAGCAAGAAUGAGAAACCUGGAAAGACGAUGAGAUGUAUCUCCUUAACUUUAAAUUAGUUUAAGAUAAAAGAAUAAUAUAGUCUUGAGUUAAACUUGAGUUCGAUUUUUAAUUAGUUAAUUAAACCAAGAUGGACAGUCUCGGGUAUGAAACUUGAAACAUUU